Heteronotia binoei (common prickly gecko) is the source of this 1397-nucleotide messenger RNA. RefSeq names its product cyclin B2 (gene CCNB2). Gene Ontology annotation, biological process: regulation of cyclin-dependent protein serine/threonine kinase activity; mitotic cell cycle phase transition. The record is from RefSeq and is a predicted model, not a curated record. NCBI's taxonomy places the organism in Eukaryota, Metazoa, Chordata, Lepidosauria, Squamata, Gekkonidae. The coding region runs from base 88 to 1290 and encodes 400 amino acids. The transcript has 9 exons. Gene Ontology annotation, cellular component: cytoplasm; cyclin-dependent protein kinase holoenzyme complex; nucleus. Gene Ontology annotation, molecular function: cyclin-dependent protein serine/threonine kinase regulator activity.
UGGGGCUUUUCUUUUCUUUUUUGAAGAGCGCAAGCGCGGGAAGAGGUGUCGUCGUCGUCUGCUUUUGGAGUGUGGCCGGCUGAGGUGAUGGAUUACUUCAGAGGGGCCCGGAUAAUAAACCCGGUGAAGAUUGGCGUGAAAGCAGAUCAUAGCAAGGCUGGUGGCCCAGCAAGUGGCACACGGGGUCCUUUGGGAGAAAUCAGCAACAGGCUAGCGACCAGAAGAGCCAAAGCAGUCAAGAAAACAGAGAAUUUCCAGGGAACGGCUGAAGGACCUACCAGAUCAACCCAUGGGACAACAAAAACCCAGCUUCCAGAACAGGACUUAACAGAGAGACAUCCAACAAAGGCGCAGCCUGCUUCGACCACUAUGGAUGUGCCUGGGGAAGAGGACCUGUGUCAAGCUUUCUCGGAGAUGCUGCUCAGAAGCGACAUAGAAGAUGAUGCUGAUGAUGAGGAAGAUCCCCAGCUGUGCAGUGACUAUGUAAAGGACAUCUAUCGCUACCUGAGAAAGCUUGAACAGCAGCAGUGCGUGUGUCCCUUCUACCUUGACGGAACAGAGCUCAGCGGGCGGAUGCGGGCCAUUCUGGUGGACUGGCUGGUCCAAGUCCAUGCACGGUUCCACCUCUUGCCGGAAACGCUCUACAUGUGUGUUGGCAUCAUGGAUCGCUACUUGCAAGCUCAGGCAGUCUCCCGCAAGGAGCUCCAGCUGGUGGGUGUCGCUGCCAUGUUUCUGGCUUCCAAAUAUGAAGAGAUCUAUGUGCCGAGAAUCCUGGACUUUGUCUAUAUCACAGACAGAGCGUAUACGUCGGCCCAGAUCAGGGUUAUGGAACGCAAGAUCCUGAAGGAAUUGGGCUUUGUUCUCGGCCGUCCACUUCCACUUCACUUCCUGAGAAGAGCUGUCAAAGUUUGUGAGGCAACAGCUGAGGUAUACAUGCUGGCAAAAUAUUUGAUGGAACUGACCCUUGUGGACUACGACAUGGUGUCCUACAACCCUUCGGAGAUAGCCGCUGCAGCUCUCUGCUUGUCUCAGAAGGUCUUUUCGGAAGGCCACUGGAGCCCAAAGCUGUGCUGCUGCACUAGCUACGAAGAAGACAGCCUGACCCUGGUCAUGAGUCACCUGGCCAAAAAUGUAGUGAGAGUGAACAAGAACCUAACACAAUACACUGCAGUCAAGACCAAGUACACCAGCAGGAGGCUCAUGAGGAUCAGUGCCAUCUCUCAGCUGAACUCCAGCACCAUCAGGGACCUUGCUGCGCCUCUGCUGGGAGAUUCAAGGCUGUUGACGUGAGCGAGGGAGGGGUCUUUGGGGAAGGCGGCCCUAAGGGGCCCUUUAAGGACUGACACAGAGUUUGCUCUUAACUUAAUAGUCUAUAUUAAUAAAGCUCUUGUAGAAAA